This is a messenger RNA of Cucurbita maxima (winter squash), 1125 nucleotides long. Its product is annotated as SPX domain-containing protein 2-like. The transcript is spliced from 3 exons. Lineage: Eukaryota; Viridiplantae; Streptophyta; Magnoliopsida; Cucurbitales; Cucurbitaceae. Gene Ontology annotation, biological process: cellular response to phosphate starvation. The record is from RefSeq and is a predicted model, not a curated record. The coding region runs from base 353 to 1117 and encodes 254 amino acids.
CUCUUCAAUUGACCGCUUCUAUGUUCAUCUCUUUGUUCUUUUCUGUUUUCUAGGGUUUCUAUUUUCAUCAUCAACUGGCCAUUUUCUUGGCAUUAUUCUGCUUCUUAUUUUACCAAAAAGUUCCCAUAAUAAUAUGCUCUUGUUUAUUCCCCUCCUUUCCACCAUUUUCCCUUUUCCUUUUAACCUAAUCGACACUUUACAUCCCUCUCAUUUUCAACGUAAACAGCAUAUUCCCAAUAUUCCCAAUAUUCCCCAUUUCCUCUAUGCAAUCAUUUUUCUUCUUUAUUCUAUUAUUUGGGUUUUUCUGAUUAUAAAUCUCUCUGAUUUCUCUGUGAUUUUGUACAUUUGAAUCAUGAAGUUUUGGAAGAUUCUGUGUAUUUUGAUCGAAUCUACUUUGCCUGAAUGGAGAGAUGAGUUCAUUUCUUAUAAGAAAUUGAAGAAGCAAUUGAAAUUGAUGUACCCUGAUAAAGAUGGUAAACCUAAGCGCUUAAAGUUUGAUGGAGAAGCAUCCAUGGAGGUUUUUCUUAAUCUGCUUGAGGAAGAAUUGGACAAGUUUAACCAGUUCUUUGUAAGCAAGGAGGAGUAUUAUGUUAUUAAGUGGAGUUUAUUGCAGGAGAGGGUAGCAGAGAUUGGAGAUUCGGACGAACGGUUGAUGAAAGUAGGGAGAGACAUUGUGGACUUCCAUGGAGAAAUGGUUUUGUUAGAGAAUUAUAGUGCCUUGAAUUACACAGGACUGGCAAAGAUUCUAAAGAAGUAUGACAAGCGAAGUGGCGAGCUCAUCCGUGUGCCUUUCAUCAAGAAGGUGUUACGCCAACCGUUCUACUCAACCGAUGUGCUCGGUCAGCUAUUAAAGGAGUGUGAGAUGGUACUCGAUCUUCUCUUCUUCAAGAAAGACCUGUCAUCUGCUGCCGAAACAGUCAAUGAGGAAGGAAGAAGGGGUGGCUCGGAGGCGAAGACUGCAUCGGAGAGUAAAGAAAAGGUGUUGAACAUUCCCGAAGAUCUUGAAGAGAUCGAGUACAUGGAGAGUAUGUACAUGAAGCUAACAUUAUCAGCCCUGAAAGCUCUGAAGGAGAUUAGAGGUGGAAGUUCAACAAUAGAUGAUUUCUCGUGGCUUUGAACAUUACA